This is a messenger RNA of Westerdykella ornata, 696 nucleotides long. RefSeq lists its product as uncharacterized. The record is from RefSeq and is a predicted model, not a curated record. The transcript has a single exon. The annotation marks the transcript as partial. Lineage: Eukaryota; Fungi; Ascomycota; Dothideomycetes; Pleosporales; Sporormiaceae.
UUCUCUACGUCAUUCGCUCUUGCUAGCUUCGUUGCGAGCGUAGCUGGACACGGUUUCGUCACCGAUCCCCCAGCAAGACGAGCAGGCAAGGCCAUGGCCGCAGCAUGCGGUCAGCAGGUGUUCAAUAACCAGGCGGCCGAUACAUACGGAAAUGUCCAAGGAAUUCUUCAAGUUGCAAGAGGACAGUCCGACUUCAAUGCCGACGCUUGCAACGUCUGGUUGUGCAAGGGUUUCCAGUUCGCCGAUAACGCCGCCAACGUGCAAACAUUCUCUGCCGGCCAGACCGUCCCCAUCACCGUGGAUAUCCGUGCACCCCAUACAGGAACCGCCAACGUCUCCAUUGUGAAGACCAGCUCCAACUCCAUUAUUGGUUCUCCUCUUAUCAGCUUCGAUUCCUACGCCUCGAACUCUGCACCCAUCCCGGAAAACCAGAAGAACUUCGACAUCACCAUCCCGUCCGACUUGGGUUCUCAGUGCGCUAACCCGGGUGACUGUGUCAUCCAGUGGUAUUGGGAUGCCCGCUCAAUUGACCAGACCUACGAAGCCUGCAUCGACUUCACCGUCAGUGGCUCUGGCGGAUCUCCUGCACCCUCGGACCCUGCGCCUGCGCCUACUACAACCACUCGUCCCACCGCUGUACCGACGGCUGGCGUGCCAACUACCACCCUCAUUCCUGUACCUACUUCGUCGCCCACC